Asparagus officinalis (garden asparagus) is the source of this 2455-nucleotide messenger RNA. Its product is annotated as ABC transporter C family member 3-like. The transcript has a single exon. Lineage: Eukaryota; Viridiplantae; Streptophyta; Magnoliopsida; Asparagales; Asparagaceae. Gene Ontology annotation, cellular component: vacuolar membrane; plant-type vacuole. Gene Ontology annotation, molecular function: ATP hydrolysis activity; ATP binding; ABC-type transporter activity. The record is from RefSeq and is a predicted model, not a curated record. The annotation marks the transcript as partial. Gene Ontology annotation, biological process: transmembrane transport.
CCCUCGGUCGCUCUCUCUCUCUAUAUACACAAAUCUCUCCUCUCUUCUCUCCAAUCAAGAAAUAUAAUACAAAAUUCCACGAUAACAACCUCAGUCUGUCUCUCUACGUGCAAACAAAUCCCUCUCCAUAUAUAUACAAAUCGCUCCUCUCUUCUCUCCAAUAAAGAAAGAGGAGAAAUAUAAUAAACUUUCGCAAUUUACAGAGGCCUCAUUGAUGGGUUUUCUCCGAGGCUCAUCAUCAAUGUCCUCUGGUAUGCAAAUCCCCCAUCCUUUUUCAAUUCAAAUUCAUGCAAAUGAUAAUGGGUUCCCAUUGAAACCCAUCAUUCUUCAUGGCUUCUCUGUUUCAUUCCACCUCUUUAUCUUUUUCCUACUCUCUCUCUUCUAUCUCUGCAAGAGACCCACAAAGGAAAGAUUGGAAAUAAACAGAUUCUUCUAUUACAAAACAACCCUUUUCAGCUCCCUGGGUUUGGGUUUGUUCUAUUUGGUUCUCUCUCUUCAUUUCUAUAUUUGGCAUGUUCAUGGGUUUUGGUCUGAUGAGAACAUUGUUACCUUUUUGGAUUUGGUCGUUAGAGUCUUUGUUUGGGUAGCCAUCUCAUGCUAUUUGCGAUUUGUUGAUAAAUAUCCCACCUUUCUUAGCAUUUGGUGGGGUUUAUUCUUGGCUAUAUCUUUCUCUUUCCUUGUAGUAGAUUGGAUUUGGUACAGGAAGCUUGGGAUUAUGACUACCAAUUUGUGGGUAAUUGAUUUUGGGUCUCUUGUUGGUGGUGUGAUUAUUAAUUGUGCGGGGAUUUUCGGGAAAAGGAGCGAAGAAGAGAAGGCUAAUCUUCAUGACCGUCUAUUGAAUGGGGGUAAUUUUGAUGAGUCCUGUAAUAGGAAUGACAAUGGAAGUGAGUCUAUCUUUGAGAAUGCUGGAUUUUUUAGUCUGCUCACUUUCUCUUGGAUGGGUCCUUUGCUCUCUGUUGGUCACCAAAAGACAUUAGACCUUGAAGAUGUUCCUCAACUAGCUCAGAGUGAUAGUGUCAAUGGUGUCUACCCUGUGUUUAAAAAUAAGCUUGAAUCAUACACGGGCAGUGAUUGUAGGAGUGGCAAUGAUGAGAGUUCUGCUUGUAGGAUUUCCACGUAUAAAUUGGCUAAGGCAUUAGUGUUUUCGACAUGGGACCAAGUAAUGUCAACAGCUAUCUAUGCACUUGUGUACACAAUAGCUACAUAUGUCGGUCCCUACCUCAUCGCUUUCUUUGUUCAGUACCUUAAUGGCACUAGAAUGUUUGCGAGUGAAGGGUAUAUUUUAGUGGUAGCCUUCAUAGUAGCAAAGCUGUUUGAGUGCUUGUCACAGAGACACUGGUUCUUUAGAUUACAACAAGCUGGGAUCAGAGUAAGGUCAUCCCUUGUUGCGAUGAUUUAUCAAAAGGGUCUAACUUUGUCUAGCCAUUCGAAGCAAGGUCAUACCAGCGGAGAGAUCAUCAAUUUAAUGAGUGUUGACGCCGAUAGAAUUGGGCUCUUUAGUUGGUACAUGCAUGAUCUUUGGAUGGUCCCUAUUCAAGUUGGCCUAGCUCUAGCCAUAUUGUACUCUAGUUUGGGCCUUGCUUCAUUGGCUGCUUUAGCGGCAACAAUAGCGGUUAUGUUAGCCAAUUUUCCCUUGGGGAGUAUACAAGAGAGGUACCAAAAGAAAUUGAUGGAGGCAAAAGAUAUAAGGAUGAAGACUACUUCGGAGAUCCUAAAAAACAUGAGGAUUCUCAAGCUUCAAGCUUGGGAAAUGAAGUUCUUGUCCAAGAUAUUCGAGUUAAGAAAGGAAGAGGCUUCUUGGUUGAGAAAGUAUGUAUACACAUUGGCUAUGAUAACAUUUACAUUUUGGGGUGCUCCUACUUUCGUUGCUGUGGUCACAUUCGGAGCUUGUAUGAUUAUGGGAAUUCCGCUAGAAUCGGGGAAGGUUCUUUCCGCACUUGCAACUUUUAGGGUGUUGCAGGAGCCAAUAUAUAAUCUUCCCGAUACUAUUUCAAUGGUGAUUCAAACAAAGGUUUCCCUUGAUAGAAUAUCUUCAUUCCUUUGCCUAGAGGAUUUGCCUACUGAUGUGGUGCAAAAGCUUCCACGGGGUAACUCGGAGGCAGCGGUCGAAGUAAGCAAUGGGAAUUUCUCUUGGGACCCAUCUUCAGAAAUUCCUACAUUGAGAGAUUUGAAUUUCAAAGCAUUGCAUGGUACAAGAGUUGCCGUUUGUGGUACUGUUGGUUCCGGCAAAUCAAGCUUGUUAUCGUGCAUAUUAGGUGAAGUCCCAAAAUUAUCUGGAACCAUCAAGUUGUGUGGGACUACAGCUUAUGUUGCCCAAUCACCUUGGAUACAAAGUGGAAAGAUUCAAGACACUAUACUAUUUGGUAAGGAAAUGGACAUUGAAAAGUAUGAGAACAUACUUGAAGCAUGCUCAUUGAAGAAGGAUUUGGAGAUUCUUCCAUUUGGGGAUCAAACC